AUGUCUGCCGAAGAACAGAAGACCACCAUUCAGGCCCAGAAGCCCGACGAGACUGCUGCCGCUCCCGCUGCCGCCGACAAGGGAAAGGCUGUCGACAUCCCUAACUUCGAGGACGAGGAGUUGGAGGAAGAAGAAAGCGAGGACGAGAAUGUCGAUGAGAGCAUGCAAGUUGAGGAAGAUGAAGAGGAAGAGGAGGAUGACCUCGCCGAGAUUGACACUUCCAACAUUAUCUCUGGCGGUCGCAGGACCAGGGGUAAGCAGAUUGACUACACCAAGGAAGCCGCCAACCAGCCUGCUGCCGAGGACGAGGAAGAUGACGAGGACUUCGAGAUGGCCGAGUAA
Messenger RNA from Saitoella complicata NRRL Y-17804, 342 nucleotides. RefSeq lists its product as uncharacterized. NCBI's taxonomy places the organism in Eukaryota, Fungi, Ascomycota, Saitoellomycetes, Saitoellales, Saitoellaceae. The record is from RefSeq and is a predicted model, not a curated record. The coding region runs from base 1 to 342 and encodes 113 amino acids. The transcript is spliced from 4 exons.